CUAUUUUCUAUGGUUAAAUAAGCGUUUUCCCUAAGGUGGCCAUUAUGCCAAAAAAUUGUAUAUCUAAGAAUUUGGCCUACUAAUACCAAAUCUAAAAACCUCUGACUAGAUAUAGUGAAAUUAGGCUCACUUACCCUACUACGGUCGUUUAAAAGAAAUUUGUCAAAGCUCGCCGCAUAUCGAAAAAUUGCAUCAUUUACUAUAAUGCACAUGAUUUGAAACAUAAACAUACUUAACUCAAAAGUAUGGAUGCUUGUUGCUGAUCUUGACCUUGGACACAGUGAAAAUUUUUCACAAAGUUUUUCGUUUGAGUGAAGUGCUCUGAAAAGAUGUUUCGAUAAAUCCUAGCAGCUCAUUCUCUGUUUGUCAAUAAUUUUCGUACCCAUCAAAUCUCGACAUCCAAAUUUUAGCCAAAUUAAAUGGACAACAUCAGCGUGACGGAUCUAAGGCAUCGGUACUUCGGUCCAACGUUGGACGAAAGCAUUCUGUAUGGAGUCGAAUGUUUGAGGGGUCUUUUCCGGUCAUCAAAUCAACAAUCUAAUAAUAAGCUGAGUGAUUUGCAUCUGUACAAAUCAACUUUGGAUACUAGCAUCGGUAGUGAUCGCCGGUUGACUGAAAAUUCCCUCAUAUCCGGCUCACGGAACAGUUCUAGACGAGGUUCAAGAGACUCUUCGAGACUUGUCUCUUCAUCGGUUGACUCUAAUCUAGUUCCGGAAAAGAUGAACGGUAAGAAACGUGUCAUAACUUCGACUCCACGACAAGAAUACUGGAGAAAGCUGUCACAAAGUAGCAAAGCUCUAGUACCUGAUCCCAAACCAUCACAAUCACCAAAAUUAUCCUCCGGGAGUAUAAAAAGACAAAUGAAAAAAGAGCAAUCGACUACCAGGAAUGUAACGAACAACUCCAAAAACAAAAAUUCUCUAGACAUUAAAAUCCCCCAAAAAUUUCCCCCAUCUCCACCGGAAGUUAAAAUACCGAACCGCUCUAAAACAUCACCGGAACCAAUUGCUCUAUCGGCCAAUAAAAAUCGUCCCAAGCUUUUGGACACACGGUGGGCCAUCGUGCGGGUGCAGGAGUUUGCCGAUUCGGCGAAAACCUACGAAAUAAUCAAGCCCUCGGACACGUUGCUGCCCAAGUCGCUGCUGGAGCUGAAAAAACCCUGCGGAAUGCCUCCAGACUGCGCACCGGAAGUGAUUUUCGCAACCCUUCCGGAUGCCUCGGUGGCUGUUUAUCAUGGAGACAUUUCUGAGAAGCGGAAAUCUUUCAAUAUCACCAAACAGUCACAAAACUGAAUCAUUUUCCAAAUUUAGAAUAAGGUUAAAAAUAGAAAUGGUAUUCUGAACGCCUUCGAA
Uranotaenia lowii is the source of this 1352-nucleotide messenger RNA. RefSeq lists its product as uncharacterized. The record is from RefSeq and is a predicted model, not a curated record. Lineage: Eukaryota; Metazoa; Arthropoda; Insecta; Diptera; Culicidae. Bases 420 to 1292 code for a protein of 290 amino acids. The transcript is spliced from 4 exons.